Fonsecaea erecta is the source of this 1293-nucleotide messenger RNA. RefSeq lists its product as hypothetical. Gene Ontology annotation, cellular component: lysosome. Gene Ontology annotation, molecular function: thiolester hydrolase activity; palmitoyl hydrolase activity. Lineage: Eukaryota; Fungi; Ascomycota; Eurotiomycetes; Chaetothyriales; Herpotrichiellaceae. The record is from RefSeq and is a predicted model, not a curated record. The transcript has a single exon. Bases 1 to 1293 code for a protein of 430 amino acids.
AUGCGGCUCACGCAGUUGUCCGUUCUCCUUUUAUCGCUGCCCGCCGGCAUCCUCUCCGUCGUUAUCUUUCCCGAAGCCGAAGUCUCCCAGAUCCAACCUGAGGGCUCCCCCAGCCGGUUGUCCGAAGCCGCCGCCGCCGUCGUGGAACACGCGGCCAAGUUAUCGCCAGAGUUAGUCGGACGGCCUGCAUCACAUGUUGUCGAAGAGGUGGAGGAAGAAGAGCAGACGGCAGACCAGCUCAGACUCACCCCCAAGAUCGCCUAUCUCCCUCACGCCACCGAGACCAUUGUCGAAGACGGCUGGGUCACGAUUACCAGGCUCUCCCCCAAACAUGCCUCGCACGCAAAGACGGUCGGCGGUGACCCUGAUGAUGAUCAGCCUCUGCCCGUGGUGAUCUGGCAUGGGCUGGGAGAUUCUGCCGACGCCAAGGGGAUCCAAGAGAUCGCAGCCAUGUUGGACAAUGUCCAUCCGGGGACAUAUGCAUAUAUCAUCUCCCUGGGUGGGAACCCGGGCUCGGCCGAUCGCCAGGCUUCGUUCUUUGGUAACGUCACCGAACAAAUCCUGUCCGUCUGCCACAUGCUGUCGAGCGACAACAUCCUGCGUACGGCACCGGCCCUCGACGCAGUGGGAUUCAGCCAAGGCGGCGUAUUCCUGAGGGGUUAUAUCGAGAGAUGUGCCCAUUGGGCACCGAAGAUUCGGUCGUUGAUCACGUUCGGAUCUCCGCACAACGGUAUCGCCGAGUUUCAGAAGUGUUCCUCGCCGUCCGACUGGAUUUGUCAGGGCGCCAACGCGCUCUUGAAGAGCAGCACCGUCUGGUCCGACUUCAUCCAAUCGAGACUGGUACCCGCCCAGUACUACCGUGACACGAAAGACUUUGACAAUUACCUCAAACAUUCCAAUUAUCUGGCGGACAUCAACAACGAGCGAGAACGCAAGAACGCCAGUUACGCUGACAAUCUCGCCACCCUGGAGAAAUUCGUGAUGAUCCUCUUUGACGAUGACAAAACCCUCAUUCCGAAGGAGAGUGCCUGGUUUGCAGAGUUCAACGAGACGGAAAACUCGGUGACACGCCUCCGAGAUCGACCCAUCUACGAAGAGGACUGGAUCGGCCUGAAGAAGCUGGACGAAAAGGGUGGCCUGAAGUUCGUGGGCUUGCCCGGCGAGCACAUGGAGUUGCGAGCCAAGGAUUUGAGGAGUCUGUUUGAGGAGUACUUUGGGCCGGCGGGGAAGGAGUUUGAGGAGCAAUCCGGCUCUGCGAGGGAGCAGGAGAUGGACAUGAAGCCGGAGCUAUAA